AUGAACUCAAAACUAAUUCUUCGUUUCAAGAAGCACCUGAAGACCGUUAAGAAAGAGUACGGUAUGUUUGCGAGUCUGCUUAUUGCUGCUGUUUUGGGUAUAAUGCUUGCAUUGCUCCUAUACAGGCGGGCAUUUCAUUUGCUGGUCAAAUGGCAAGUUAUAACAUUAAAAGAGAAACUGGAAAAGAGUGUGGAUCUCAUUGAAAAAGAGCGAAAGCAAAAGAAAGCAAAGGAUAAGGAGAAGAGGUUUAACGAGGAAAAGUACUUCCCUCGUUCAUUACACCUUGUUCCUGAUAGGGCAAAAGACCAGGUCAAGAUGGCUGUUGACGAAAUCUGCAAAAGAGUGCAUUUCUUCAACACCAUGAAGGUAGAACAAAUACAGAAGCUGUUUAAGUCAGAAGACAUGCACUAUUUGGUGGUUGGUGAUAACAAACGGGAACUAGAACGUACUGUUGAUGAAAUUGUAUCAGGAGUAAACAAGAGACUGAAUCAGAUGAAGAAGUUCCGUGAUGAAGAUAAGGACUUAGACAAGGUGAAGUGGGAUGAUGAUUCAAUUUCAAAUGAUGAAGUGAUGGUGUCAAAAGUCACUAUAGGCCUGUUUGAUAUAACAGGUAUCUAUUUCGGAGAGGCAGAAGAAAAUAUAAAGCGUCUAUUCAGCCAGAUGCUUGAGGAAAAGGAUCCGUAUAAUGCCAGUAUCACUGUAUUUAGUGAGUGUCAAAUGAUAUUCAAGAAAAGAAUUGAGGGAGAGAAUUCAAGUGGAUUGAUUGGAUCAAUUCUAGCUGAGGUACUGGGGCAAUUUAACAGGUUGAAUGAGAAGCCAGGACCAAUCUUUAUGAUUGCAUGGACUACUCUACCACGAUACGUGGAUUCAGCCAUAAAAAGGAGAUUCUUUAACCUGAUUACGGUUUGA
Molecule: messenger RNA, 909 nt
Organism: Enterospora canceri
Lineage: Eukaryota; Fungi; Microsporidia; Enterocytozoonidae
Source: the annotation of a GenBank genome assembly